Molecule: messenger RNA, 684 nt
Organism: Cordyceps militaris CM01
Lineage: Eukaryota; Fungi; Ascomycota; Sordariomycetes; Hypocreales; Cordycipitaceae
Product: presequence translocase-associated motor subunit Pam17, putative
Exons: 2
Coding region: 1-684 (227 amino acids)
Biological process (GO): protein import into mitochondrial matrix
Cellular component (GO): PAM complex, Tim23 associated import motor
Source: RefSeq, a predicted model, not a curated record
AUGGCUGCACCGAUGAAGACGAUGGUGCUCCGCGGCUGCGCCUCCUCCUCGUCCGUGGUGCGGUCGUGCUCCCGAGCGACCUUUUCAACGCUCCCCGCCCGUCCGAUGCCUCUUUCUUCAAUGCUCCCCCUCGCUGCCCGGGCCACCAGCAUUGCCUCGACCGCCCGCUUCUUCUCUCGAACGCCCCUCCAGCACAACGCCGCCGCCGCCGCCGCCCCGUCCACCGCGGCACUUGACUGGAACUCGUUUUUCCAGCUGCGCGUCAAGCGCCGCCGCAUCCAAAUGGUCUUUUCGCUCGCAUCAGGAGUGCUCGGUGGCGGCGCCGGUGCCGUGGCGCUGUCGAGCGGCGCUGCGGACAGCCUGAUUGGCAUGGUGCCGCUCGACCCCUUUGUCACGCUCGGCAUCGCCACGCUGUGCGCUGGUGGUCUCGGCUGGCUUAUUGGGCCCAUCCUCGGCAGUCAGGUGUUUUACCUGCUGAACCGCCGGUACAAGACGCAGAUGCUGCAAAAGGAGAGUGAAUUCUUGACGCGUGUCAAGAAGCACCGCAGCGAUCCGACGCAGUCGAGCACCAGCAACCCAGUUCCCGACUACUAUGGCGAAAAGAUUUCGAGCGUUGCUGGCUACCGUCGCUGGCUCAAGGACCAACGCGCCUUUAACCGCAAGAAGAAUGCCAACUUUGUAUAA